Messenger RNA from Symbiodinium natans, 582 nucleotides. The record is from the annotation of a GenBank genome assembly. Lineage: Eukaryota; Dinophyceae; Suessiales; Symbiodiniaceae.
AUGGCCUUGCUCCGCGUAUCUUCACAACUCGUGAUCUUCGUGGCUUGGUGGCUUGCCACUCAUCGCGGGGCUGCAUGUCGUUUCAAGCCAUCGGCGAGGAUGCCAACACUCCCUGCUACAAACGACAGCCUGGCGGAGCCACUACCCGAUGCAGCAUUUGUAUUGGAUGAUGGUGAUGGUGUUGACCUCAAGCAGGAGUCAGCACGACUGGAUGUCAUUGAUCACCUUGUUCUGCGAUGGGUCAGGUGGAUGGAUAGCAUGUCUCAGACAAAGCUCGGCCAAAUGGCAGUUCUGUUGGCAGCCUUCAUUCUGCCAGUGGUGUUCGCGAUGCUGCCAGUACUGCUCAUGUACAUGUUUCUGGAGAAAGGAAUGUUGAUGGAUGAAGCUCGUGGGCCUCGUCGACGUGCAUCAGGACAUCGAAACAGGCAUGUCACCUACAGCGUCACUGAAGAGGGCGUUCAUCCGAUUCUUGUGUUCGCCACGUACGUCGCCGACUUCGCCACGCCAAGCACAGGAGCGUUCAGGAGAAGAUUCUGGAGGAUCCUGUUCCGUACAGAUCCCUGGAAGCUGCAUUGUCUUUAA